Molecule: messenger RNA, 690 nt
Organism: Fusarium subglutinans
Lineage: Eukaryota; Fungi; Ascomycota; Sordariomycetes; Hypocreales; Nectriaceae
Product: transforming acidic coiled-coil containing protein
Exons: 3
Coding region: 1-690 (229 amino acids)
Source: RefSeq, a predicted model, not a curated record
AUGCUCAGUUCUCCCUGCAUGAUGCGCGACGCCCUCCUUCUUCUCAGUAGCAUUACUGCCAUAGCCACAACAUAUGCUUCUCCAGUAGCUUCGUCAACGACUUCUAUAAUUACUCCGCCUCUCACCACAUCAAUACUUGAUCCAGUUGCGCCCCCUGUCAUUGCAGCCGUUACGACUCCAGAGGAUAUACACAUGGUCAUUCGGGCGGUCCGCAGUUUAGCUUCUGACAUGUAUUUUACUGCCAGUAAUAUUGGAGGCCGUGGUGUAGAAGUCGAGAUCAUCGGGAAUACAUACCUACGAUGUCGAGAUAUGAUUGAAGGGGUCCAGCAGGCGUUCGACAAGAUCGGCGGUCGGCCCCAAACCCCUUUCUCAUAUGAGAAUCAAAAGGGUAUUUGUUCCAUGUUCGACUUAUUCGGCAUCGACCAAUCAAAGCUCCUCACAAUGUUGGUGAGAGAUCUGGAGAGUAUAUCAAGGGACGGCUUUAUCGACCACUUUGGGGAUUGCUUCCAGCGUCUUCAGCCUGCACUGAAUAUGUUUAUUGAAGAACUGACAUCUUAUGCACCCGAUUGUGAAUUCGAGAUGCUGAGGAGAAAGGACCAGCUUGAGGUUGGGCUGAGUAAUGCAUUGGGAAGGGUGCUGGGCUAUCGGGCGGGACAUGCCCCAGACCGCAUUCCUUUGGCAUUAGACUGA